AUGUGUAAGAGAGUUCUAAACAAACAUGACUGCGGUCACAGCAAAGACACCAGACGCAUGUAUCCUGAGGAUCCUCACGACUGCGAAAUCGCCCUAAGUGAAAAUCGAAGGCAUAAGCGUACGGGAAAGCUGCUUCACUGCUCCGCUACCGAAACAUACAUGUACACAACCGGUGGAUACUGCGCAAAAUUCGAAUGCCACCAGUGGUACCUGAAAGAAUAUGGCUGGAGAUGCUGCCAAUGUGGGCAACAACCAAGUGCAUACGCCACGGGAAAAUGCGAGUGUGAACACGCAAUUUGCCGUAGAUGCGCAACUAUUGUAGAGUAA
This is a messenger RNA of Pyricularia grisea, 327 nucleotides long. RefSeq lists its product as uncharacterized. The transcript has a single exon. Bases 1 to 327 code for a protein of 108 amino acids. The record is from RefSeq and is a predicted model, not a curated record. Lineage: Eukaryota; Fungi; Ascomycota; Sordariomycetes; Magnaporthales; Pyriculariaceae.